AAGGGAAGCGGAAAUCACUCCACACUUGACUGCGAUUGGAUGCUUUUCUCCCCGCUCGUCGCCUUAAGUUACGUCACGACCGCGCCAGAAGGGGAUUCUGGCUAGCAUAGUGUUGCCGCUCGUUACAAGGAGCAAGCUCUCUGGUCGGGAAGAGUCCAAGCAGCCAUGGUACGCAAGAAAGUGCAUCGCCCGAUUGCGGCCAUGGCCAAACAGAUCCGCGAAGCCCAGGCCCUGAAGAACCAGCCCACCGAUUCCCAGCGCUAUGCCGUGGACUACGAGACUAUGACCUGCUUAUUUACUGGCAAGCGCCUUCCCGUGCUGGCCUGGGAAGACGUGAGGAAUGAGAACCGUCUCUUCACCCUGCUCAGCCGGCUGCGUCACUUUGGCAUUGGACGCAUGGUCACGCGCAAAUCCUGGCUGUGGCAGUAUGAUGAGCCCUGUUAUUGGGUCAUCACCAAAGUGAAAGUGGAUUACACCGCCGAGAACAUGGAUCACGGAAAAGCCUGGGGAUACUUGACAUUCAGAGGGAAGACAGAAAAUGAAGUGAAAGAAAUUGACAAACCCAUGUAUCACGACUGGCGCAUGGUACCAAGACAUGAGGAGGAGGCCUUUAAGAUUUUUACUCCAGUGGAGGAGGAAACUGUCCAGUACGUCCUCUACCCACCAUUGCUACGGGCCAUGAUUUUUGCUCAAAGACAGAAGGAAGGUAACCUGAGCACAGAAGAACCCAUGGUUGACUUGAAACGGAAUGUUUCCUUCACAAGGGAGUAUUUUGAAAACUUUAAGAAGCAAGCUGAAGGGACGCCAGUGUGAAGAUCUUGGACUCUUGUGUUUUUGUUUCCACAGUUCUUCAUAUUUUCAUUUUUCAAGAAGAUGUGUACUUGGGAAAAGCAAUCAAGUAUCUGUAAUAGAAAACCUGUUAUAAUCACUUGUUCAGUCACUUCAGUGUGUUUUAGUGGUCUAACAAUCCUCUUUGAAUCUACAACCCUGAGGUCUCAUGGGCCCAAAUUUGAUAUCCAGUUAUUGGAAAAAGUAAAGCCCAGGUCCCGAUAGAGUGCUGUUCAUUACAUCACACAAACUCGAUAUCCAUGAAGGAAGAACAGGGCCGGUUUGCUUCCUUGGAGGACGGUGAGAGGGCUCACUCCAAACAAGCUCAAUAAAAUGAUUCAGCCAGUAAUCUUGUUGUUGUUUUCCCCCCAGUGUCUAAUUUCUAAAGCACUUUCCAUCCUAUAAGGUGUUUUGCAAAUUUUUGCUUAUUAAUCAUAACAAAUGCAUAGAGAGAAGGGCUGGCCUAAAGUCCUUUCUUGAUCUUCAUGGAGAUUUAAAUAUGGGUCUUCUGCAGUUUAAAAAAAAAAAAAAAGGACCCUGCUUUAGAUUGAGGUAGACCAUAAUUUAUAGUUAAAUUUCUAUACUGUCUUCCUUGAAAUCAUCCCAAGGUGGUUUACAAAACCAUGUUAAUACACUAAAAUCAAUAAAACAGAUUUUGGAAAUACA
Molecule: messenger RNA, 1494 nt
Organism: Hemicordylus capensis (graceful crag lizard)
Lineage: Eukaryota; Metazoa; Chordata; Lepidosauria; Squamata; Cordylidae
Gene: MRPS34
Product: mitochondrial ribosomal protein S34
Exons: 4
Coding region: 166-813 (215 amino acids)
Biological process (GO): mitochondrial translation
Cellular component (GO): mitochondrial small ribosomal subunit; mitochondrion
Molecular function (GO): structural constituent of ribosome
Source: RefSeq, a predicted model, not a curated record